GUUACGCGGAAUUCGGAGUGCGUCGAGUGGAGUGCGCCUUUUAAUUGUGAUCUGAAGGGCAAAGGACAUGAGCAACCAAUCAUAACAGACCAAGAGACGCUGUCAAGGACCCUUCUCUUUGUGGACUGCUCUUGCACCAUUAACUUCUAUAUGUUAUUAUCAAGGAGGACAAAAGGAUAAGUCGCGGCGGCACAUGCGUCUUCAACGAAACGUCAUCUCGGCUAUUUCUCCGAGACACCGCUGUGGAUAGGCUGCGCAGUGUCAUGAGAUGUGCGUUCGGCACCGUAGCCUCUGUGAUUCAAGACAUUAGUGUUGAAUCGUAAAUAAGUGAUUUUUGUCCUUUUUAAACGUUUUUAGAGACAAGGAUACAAUAUCGCAAAAUAUCUUAUCGGGACUAUAAAUGGACCUGUAGUCACGCUACUACUGACGCUCAACCACGGACCGUUUCACGGGUUUCUGGCCAACAAUGGGCGAAUGUAACCGGUUUACAUACCCGAACCUCUGGCUUUGGAAUAUUGGGGGCCAUCAUUCAAAGUUCACACAACUCUCAGUAAAAUAGAUGCAACCAAACUGUAUUGAAUUGAACGUGAACGACUGAGAUUUAUUAAACUAGGCUAUUUGUCAAUAUGCAGGCUAUUUGUCAAUAUGCAAAAUGCAUAUGUGUGCGCUUGAUUGCCAAGAAUAAUUUGGCCGAUUGAUGGCAUUCGAUUAUAAAUUGUUAUAUUGUAGACAAAUACAUUGUGCAAUUGUUGAUGAAUUAAGUUACAAUCUCAAGCCACUCAUUUGAGUGUUAGCCUACUCAUUUGCCAUAGACGGAUUCAUAAUUACUUGUAUGUAUACAUGAAUAUAUUUCACCUUCUUAACAAACGGAAAGGGAAUGCCACCCCGGCUGUCAAUCCAGAACAUGGAACCUAAGGACUGCAGAUUGAAUAUUGAUUGAGUGGAGUGAAAAGACAAAAGAAAAUCAUCAAUUAAUUUACGGAAAAUUAGGCUUUUUGGAGUUCUGCACAAUGGGGAUUAUGCUUCAAGUUAUUCUAGGAAUGUUUCAGUUCCUCUUGCUCUCCAGAAUACCCACGUCCCAUGCUAAGCUAGCCCACUGGAGACCUGCGGACACCACCCCCAAAUCUAGAGAAGUGCGUCGGUGGUUGGAGGUGUACUCUCGGAGUGGUUGUGAGCCCAGGGAUACCCUGGUGGAGGUGUGGCGGGAGUUGCCGGGAGAGACGCAUCACCUCUUCGUGCCUUCCUGUGUGUCGGUCCGCCGCUGUGGUGGGUGCUGCUCCGACGAGGCACUGGAGUGUGUGCCCUCACUCACACACUCUAUCACCAUGGAGCUAAUGAAGACCUCCUUCAUGAAGCAUGAGCUCACUGAGCUGGACUUCGUUGAGCACAGCCAGUGUGAGUGCAGACUAAAAGAGAAUCUUCAAUCAGCCCCUACCAGGCCUGCAAAGCCUCCGAGGAAAGGCAGGAAAAGGGAGAGAGGAAAAUCCAAAAGAAAGAAAAGUGGAACUAUACCCUCCUCUCCCCCCACUACGCUCUCUCCUCCCCCGACCACCCCGUCUCCCUUGCCAGGCCCUCGAUGUACCCCCUGUCCUGGGAGGAAGUGGACACUCGAUUUGCAUUCGUGUCGGUGUCGCUGCAACGUGACCACAGAGAGCUGCAGUCAGAAAGGGAGGAGGCUCAACCAGCACCUCUGCAGAUGUGAGGCCAGGAGGCGGUGAUGCUCUUUCUCUCCGCUGGUUCCAGACUCACUCUCAUCCAUGCUCAUCCACUCUCAUCCAUGCUAAGCAGAAGUCUGGGUAACAAAGAGGAGUGGAGGAUGUACCUCUAACUCUCCUCUUCCUUGUCCUCCAGAACCACCAAGUCAGUGCAGUAUUACAACGUAAAUAUAUGUACAUGUGUGUAGAGCUGUAUAUGUGUAGUCAGUCUCAUCACACAGCUUAUUCAGGCGCUUAGCUGCUAUCGUCCAGUCAACAUGUAUGUAACACUCUCCUUCACAAGAGUAAAUGAUGGGACCAAAUGUAAAGCACAGUUUAGAUGUCUGGUAACAUGAGGGCGAUGUGAGGUAGCAAGUCGCCAGGACGUUAGUUGUGGACCAGACAGAAUUCAACGAUCACACCUCCAAUGCUGUAUGGGACAUUGGGACUUUGGACAUGAAGAGGAUUUAAAGACUGAUCACAGAUCAGAUUUAACAGACGUGUUCAUGUUGAGUUUUGUUGUCUUCAUAGACAUGGUGGGUCAGUUUUGCCCAUGAACUGCUAUUGGACUGUUUUGCAGAAAGACAAUGGCAACAGACAUAAUGAUCCUGAUAUUGAUAGGUGUGUUAUAUUUUGUGUACAGGGAGACCCCCGAUAGGAGAAUGAUUCCAGGGUCAAGUCAUUAAAGUGCAGUAAGGAUAUAGAAAAGUGAAUGAACAUACAUGCACACACGCACACAUGUACACACACACAUGCACACACGUACCAGCUAUUUGUUGUGUGUAUAAAGCCGUCAGGGAUACCCCAUGGACCUAUAGCUAAGUGAGUUGAAUAGCUGCAUAGACUGUAUCUGUGUGGUCUACACACUAAAUGGCACAGAUGGGUUAACAUGCCACAGUUAGUCUCUCUCAUUCACAGCAUAUGGUCACAGGCUGGAUCAUUGAGGGGUUUCACAGGCUGAAUCACUGAGGGGUUUCACAGGCUGGAUCAUUGAGGGGUUUCACAGGCUGGAUCAUUGAGGGGUUUCACAGGCUGGAUCACUGAGGGGUUUCACAGGCUGGAUCACUGAGGGGUUUUACAGGCUGGAUCACUGAGGGGUUUUACAGGCUGGAUCACUGAGGGGUUUUACAGGCUGGAUCACUGAGGGGUUUCACAGGCUGGAUUAUUGAGGGGUUUCACAGGCUGGAUCACUGAGGGGGUUUACAGGCUGGAUCACUGAGGGGGUUUACAGGCUGGAUCACUGAGGGGGUUUACAGGCUGGAUCACUGAGGGGGUUUACAGGCUGGAUCACUGAGGGGGUUUACAGGCUGGAUCACUGAGGGGUUUCACAGGCUGGAUCACUGAGGGGGUUUACAGGCUGGAUCACUGAGGGGUUUCACAGGCUGGAUCACUGAGGGGGUUUACAGGCUGGAUCACUGAGGGGUUUCACAGGCUGGAUCAUUGAGGAGGUUUACAGGCUGGAUCACUGAGGGGGUUUACAGGCUGGAUCACUGAGGGGGUUUACAGGCUGGAUCACUGAGGGGUGUUCUGUCAUCUGUUUGAUUUGGUUUUUGUCUCCAUCUCUCCGCUCUGGAGUGAAUGAGCUGUUCACGCCGACAGGGCAGUGAGGGGAAUGACAAUGAUGAGGCUUGGCUAUGGUCCAAAAGGGUUCACACACAUACACACACUUCUGAUUAGAAAUGAAUGCAAUAUAAGAGUCUAAAUAAGUCCAAAUGUUUGUUUCUGUUUAAUUCUCUUUGUAGAAUUUGUUAUAUUUUGGCAUAAUUUUGUCCAGUUGACUUAUUAGAUGUUGUAUAUUGUGGAAUGUUUCUUUGUUUUGUUUUUAUUUGUCCAUAAUCCGUCUACAUAAAGAGUCCCUCUGGGUGGCCGACAAAGACCACUAGGUAGACAUCAGGCAUUUAAACAUAUCGCCACCUGUGUAGAAUUUUAAACAGGGAGAGAGUUCUCAAUGGCAACAAAAUAGGACACAAUAUACAUUCUAAUGGGUAACUAAAAUAAUCACCAGAAAAAUGAUGUCUAGCAAAUACACAUUCCCACUGCAGUAAAAAUAAACCAUUUAGUUCUCUGUCUGUGUGGGAUAUGUAGAGCUGUGAGGUUAGGAUACAGCUACAAUAUUUGUUAGAACCCCAUUCAACACUGAAAAUAGUUAAUUUCUACUUAACAUUGUUCAAGCUUCCAAUCUGUACCUCUUCUUAGCAGUGCUGGAACCCCACUAAUGUAAUUCCUGAGCCUGUGUCACAUUCCAAAUGUUAUUCCACUGACAUUCCUUUUUAUAUUGUCCUUUCAUUUCAAACUCAGUCUGAAAAGUCUCUUUUCACUAAGCAAUACGUAUGGUCUCUGAUUCACUAAGCAAUACGUAUGGUCUCUGAUUCACUAA
Messenger RNA from Oncorhynchus masou masou (cherry salmon), 4071 nucleotides. It is a transcript of the gene vegfba, whose product is annotated as vascular endothelial growth factor Ba. Lineage: Eukaryota; Metazoa; Chordata; Actinopteri; Salmoniformes; Salmonidae. Gene Ontology annotation, molecular function: growth factor activity; heparin binding; chemoattractant activity. Bases 1011 to 1718 code for a protein of 235 amino acids. The record is from RefSeq and is a predicted model, not a curated record. Gene Ontology annotation, biological process: positive regulation of protein phosphorylation; response to hypoxia; positive regulation of mast cell chemotaxis. The transcript is spliced from 8 exons. Gene Ontology annotation, cellular component: membrane.